Messenger RNA from Parasteatoda tepidariorum (common house spider), 2006 nucleotides. NCBI's taxonomy places the organism in Eukaryota, Metazoa, Arthropoda, Arachnida, Araneae, Theridiidae. The record is from RefSeq and is a predicted model, not a curated record.
UAAUGAAAUUUGUUAACAGAAAUAAGUAGCCUAAAACGUCUGUGGUAAUCCAUCAAUCAUCAAUUACGACUUGCUUUUCAAUAAUAUCGUAUACAAAUCAUGAGUAUAUUUUAAUAUAUCUUCUAUUUGGUAGCUAAAUUCUGGGACUAAACUUAUAAAUUCUCUUUCUUUGCAACAUCAUAUGUAGACUGGAGCUUUGUGUAAUGUAUUGACACACUAACUUUGUAAAGAAGCUCGAUUUAUGACUCCUAUUUGAAUUAUAAAGCUUUGUUAGUUUAGAUUUGAUAUGAUUUUUAUCAAGCAAUCUCAGCACUGUUCUAAAAGCAGCUAGAAAAUAAUGUCCUAACUUGUUGCUCCAUAAUCAACUUCGUAUUUGUACCUUCACCUGCAUCAAAAGCUAAUGUAAGUAAGGAUCUUCUAAUAUGGUGUGCCAUUAUGAUAUUUUAAUCGCCAAUUACUAAAGCCAUUCUGGUAUUUGAAAAAAAUAUAUAACAUAUUUUAAGAUUUUAUUUAAAUCUAGCCUACAUUUUUAAGAAAGUGCUCAUAUAUGACAAAAUGAGCUUUUCACAACACAAUGAUUUGUCUACAAUUAGUAUUGUUGAUAUUGGUGUAAAACCUUAUUCUUGUAAUGUAUGUAGUAAAGGUUUUUCUCAGAAAAGUAACUUAACUGUUCACAGCCGUAUUCACUCUGGGGAAAAGCCCUAUUCUUGUAGUAUAUGUAAUAAGAAUUUUACAAGAAAUAGUUCUUUAACUAGUCAUAAACUUAGUCAUACUGGUGAAAAACCUUUUUCUUGUAGUGUAUGUAAAACUAGUUUUUCUAGUAAAAGUAAUUUAACUGUUCAUACUCGUAUUCAUACAGGUGAGAAACCUUAUUCUUGUAGUUUAUGUAAUAAGAGUUUUUCAGCUAAAGGUGAUCUGUUUACUCAUGGUCGUGUUCAUACAGGUGAGAAACCUUAUUCUUGUAGUGUAUGUAAUAAGAGUUUUUCCUUGAAGAAUCAUCUAGCUGUCCACAGUCGUAUUCAUACCGGUGAGAAACCUUAUUCUUGUAAUGUAUGUAGUAAAACAUUUUUGCGUAAAUUUUCAUUAAUUAAUCACCAACGUAUUCAUACUGGUGAGAAACCUUAUUCUUGUGGUGUAUGUAAAAAGAAGUUUUCUCGUAAAGAAACUCUAACUGAGCACAGUCGUAUUCAUAUUGGGGAGAAAUCUUAUUUUUGUAACGUAUGUAAUAAAGCUUUUCUGCAUAAAUUUUCAUUAACUUAUCACAAACGUGUUCAUACUGGAGAAAAACUUUUUUCCCAUAGUAUAUGUAAUAAUAAAAGUUUUUUAUGAAAAAUAGUUUAUUUAUUCUCAGUUGCUUUCAUUGAGUAGAGAGCCUCAUUUUUGUAGUGUAUGAAACAAGGAGUUUUCUUUGAAGGAAAAUAUAAUUGUUCAGAAUCAUGUUCAUAUUGAUGUGUAACCUAACUCUUGUAAUACGAGAGUAAACUCGAAAGUUAGUUCCGUUUAAUGGCACAAAACCGAAACAAUUAUUUUUAUGUAACCUUUAUUUGAUAAUAAACUACAACAGUUGGACUAUUUUUCGACGUGGAUGUUUCGAUCAUAACUCAAAGGUUUGGAUGGCAUCGGAAAAGAACCGUGCUACCUGCGAUUGUAACCAGGGUAGCAACAUUGAAUCCAAUGGGUGGCAAUGGAUCUAAUAUCGUCAUUGUCGGUGAUAUAUUAUCUCAGUAAUUAAUAAAAUACAAAAUAUUUGAAAAAUUUCAUAAAAUAAACAAAAAAGUUAAAAAAUAAAUUAUGAUUCAAGUGAAAUGUAAUAGUUGUUUGUUCAAUUUUCAGUGAAAAUUUUCAUCAUGUUUUUUCCUAAUGUCUGAACAUUUUGAAUAACUGUUAAAACAUUGUUAAGUGGUUAAACAUCAAAGAGUGAACCGAUACACCCAAGCGAUUAAACUGUUAAAAGAUUUGUAUGUAUUUGUAUCUUGCAUUUAGAAUAAAUGUUUUUUCGUACCCUG